ACAGUUAUCCAUCCAGCCCAUCGCCUCCUGGCUCCCCGCGAUCGAUAUCCUCCCAUAUAUAGACCAACACGUUAGCUUUUGCCUGUGGCGAUGGCUUAUUGCAGUUCGUUGCUUGCUGCCUGCUAAUUUAUGUAUAGGCUAGGCGUCAUGGGCGAGCUCCAUGGAGGAGGAUCUCAUUCUCAAGGAGAAGAAGAUGUCUUCGUUAGCGGCGGAGAAGACUCGUCGACCAUGUCGAGCCUGACCGUUGACGACGCGCAGUCCUCUCCGGCGGCGGGUGACUGUACGUGGUCUUCGUCGGCGUCGACAGAGGACACGAUGAAGCUGGAUGGGGAUGGCGGCGGGCCGCUCUAUGAACUGUCGCCGCUCCUGGCGCACCUUCCUGUUAGGACAGGGCUGUCCAAGUACUACAAAGGGAAGUCCCAGUCUUUCAGAUCGCUUUCUGAUGUCAAAUGCUUACAAGAUCUCGCAAAGAAGACCAGUUCUCACUUCAGCAGAAAUAAGGCAAGAUGUUCGUUGAUUCUACAUGACGUUCGAGGACCUUGCAGCAAGAUGAUAGCGAAGAAGACGGCCCCGAGGAGUUCAUCCGAUCAGCUGCUGUCAAUGGCAAGGAGCAGGGAUCUCUUGCAUAGAAGCGGUAAACCCACCUGCGUACCAGAGAAAGAAAGAUCUGUGCAGCAGUACAUACGCUAGCUAAAUGCACAAUGUUUUGCAAAAUGAGAUGAGAUUUACCGGAGAUGCUCGCACACAGCUAGAAUUCUCCCAGGUUCCAUGUCUUCGUUUGUCACAAGAGCUUUCUGCAAAUGAAAUUUUCAGAGCAAAGUUUUGCUUACUUA
Molecule: messenger RNA, 833 nt
Organism: Lolium perenne
Lineage: Eukaryota; Viridiplantae; Streptophyta; Magnoliopsida; Poales; Poaceae
Source: RefSeq, a predicted model, not a curated record